AUGACGUAUCGUACGGAUGCAGAUGUCCCAAUGUUGCAUGGUUGGAAGGUGAAUAAAAGCGAAAUUGAGAAAAAAGAAACAGAUAUAGACGGCAUUGUGCGAAAUAAAACCAAACUUGCGGCCGCGUUAAUUAGUAACUGUCACUUUGUGAAAAAUGGAAGAGGCCAGUAUGUAGAGGAGCUACGAAAAUACAUGGAGGUCGACGUUUUUGGCAAAUGCGGUAAUGAAAACUUAAAAUGCUCUGGUCACUACACUAAAAAGGCCUGUGAUAAAAUUAAAGAUUAUAAGUUUUUUCUAGCAUUUGAAAACUCGAACUGCCGCGACUACGUUAGUUUUAAAAUGUGGAUGCAAGGAUUUGGAAACGAUGCUGUCCCAGUUGUCAUGGGUGCUUAUAAAGAGGACUAUAUUGAGCACGUUCGUGUACCUUCGAACUCAAUCAUCCAUGUAGAUGACUUCAAAUCGCCACGAGAGUUGGCCGAAUAUUUGAAAAUGCUUGAUAAAAACGAAACAGCUUAUAGAGAGCUGCACAAGUGGCGCGAAACUUACAAGAUUGAUUACGACUAUCGCUUUUUGGGCUCAUUCGCUUGGAGCACCCUCUGUUCAAAGCUAAACAGUCGGUACAACGAGCCACCAAGAUGGCACGAAACUAUCACAGAUUUUGAACAUCCGAGCAAAGAUUGUUACCUGAAUAAGUGGGUAAAAAAGAAAUGUAACAAAAACCCAUAUGAUUGUCAUUAA
Molecule: messenger RNA, 738 nt
Organism: Dendronephthya gigantea
Lineage: Eukaryota; Metazoa; Cnidaria; Anthozoa; Malacalcyonacea; Nephtheidae
Product: glycoprotein 3-alpha-L-fucosyltransferase A-like
Exons: 1
Coding region: 1-738 (245 amino acids)
Cellular component (GO): membrane
Molecular function (GO): alpha-(1->3)-fucosyltransferase activity
Source: RefSeq, a predicted model, not a curated record